AGAAAAAAAGUUUGGGCAAGACUUACACUACUUACACAUCAAGACGAAUAAUCUUGACUUGCUUGUCGCAGUACGAAAUUGACUUUCUUUAUAAAGAAUAGAACAUGUCUACAUACAAGAUGGAUCUAUAGUGAUACUUACAAUGAAGACAGACUUUAGAUUUUCCAAUCUCCUUGGAACUGUCUACUGCCAGGGCAAUCUAUUGUUCAGCCCUGAUGGAACAUGUUUGUUCUCACCCGUAGGCAACCGAGUCACCGUCUUCAACCUUGUAGACAAUAAAUCAUAUACUCUACCGUUCGCGCAUAGGAAGAAUAUCUCGAGAAUCGGUCUUUCACCACAGGGUAAUCUUCUACUCUCUAUCGAUGACGAUGGCCAUGCUAUCUUGACCAAUGUUCCGCGACGAAUAUCUAUCUACCAUUUUUCCUUCCGAUAUCCUGUCACAGCUCUUGCGUUCUCCCCCUCCGGCCGCCACUUCGCUGUAGGAAUAGGCCGAAAGACGGAAGUAUGGCAGGUCCCAUCUACUCCCGACUCGAAUGCAGAGGGCGAGCUAGAGUUUGCGCCUUUUGUUCGUCAUCACACCCAUAUGGGCCAUUUUGACGAUGUCCGCCAUAUCGAGUGGUCGGCCGAUUCGCGCUUCUUUUUAACCGCCUCCAAGGAUCUAACAACUCGGGUAUGGAGUUUGAAUGAGGAAGAGGGGUUUACCCCUACAGUCCUGUCAGGUCAUAAGCAGGCUGUCAUCGGAGCAUGGUUCUCCAAAGAUCAAGAAACUAUAUAUACUGUCAGCAAAGAUGGUGCUGUCUUUGAUUGGCAAUAUACCAGACAUCCCAAUGCGCCCCCCAAGGAUGGAGACGAAGAUGAUGCCAUGGACGUUGAUGGGGAUGAUAUGCGCUGGAGAAUAGUUCAAAGGCAUUACUUCAUGCAGAACAGUGCACAUGUUAGAUGUGCUUCCUUCCAUCCUGAAUCUAAUCUCCUGGUUGCUGGCUUUUCCAAUGGGAUUUUCGGUCUAUACGAGAUGCCCGACUUCAACACCAUUCACACUCUGAGCAUAUCACAAAACGAGAUCGAUUUUGUUACGAUAAACAAGAGUGGGGAGUGGCUAGCUUUCGGUGCCUCCAAGUUAGGUCAACUCCUUGUCUGGGAAUGGCAGUCCGAAUCCUACAUUUUAAAACAGCAAGGUCAUUUCGACUCUAUGAAUUCAUUAGUCUAUUCUCCCGAUGGGAAGAGAAUUAUCACCACUGCCGACGAUGGAAAAAUCAAAGUCUGGGACGUUGAUUCUGGAUUUUGUAUAGUCACAUUCACGGAGCAUACGAGUGGUGUAACUGCAUGCGAGUUCGCAAAGAAAGGCAACGUUUUAUUCACCUCCAGUUUAGACGGCUCUGUACGGGCCUGGGAUCUGAUCCGGUACCGAAACUUUCGAACCUUCACGGCACCGAGCCGACUUUCUUUCUCUUGCAUGGCCGUUGAUCCCAGUGGUGAAAUCGUUGCCGCAGGGUCCCUGGACUCGUUCGACGUUCACAUUUGGUCUGUGCAGACUGGUCAAUUGCUUGACCAGCUAUCAGGCCACGAAGGCCCUGUGUGCUCUCUAGCCUUCUCGCCGGAUGGCAAUACCUUGUUCAGUGGAAGUUGGGAUAGGACAGCCAGGAUGUGGUCAAUCUUCAGCCGCACGCAAACCAGCGAGCCUUUGCAAUUACAAGCCGAUGUCCUAGAUAUUGCGGUCCGUCCGGAUUCUGCGCAGAUUGCGAUCUCUACAUUGGAUGGCCAAUUAUCGUUUUGGUCAGUAUCUGAUGCAGAGCAAGUCUCGGGCCUUGAUGGACGGCGAGAUGUGUCAGGGGGUCGCAAAGUUACUGAUCGUCGGACUGCUGCCAACGUAGCUGGCACCAAAAGUUUUAAUACUAUACGAUACAGCACCGAUGGCAGUUGUCUCUUGGCAGCAGGAAACAGCAAGUACAUAUGCCUCUAUUCUGUGAGCACUAUGGUACUCUUAAAGAAGUAUACUGUCAGCGUCAACCUUUCGCUGUCUGGAACGCAAGAGUUCUUGAACAGCAAGUUACUCACGGAAGCAGGGCCGGAGGGGCUCCUUGACGAUGAAGCCGAUCAUUCGGACCGCGAAGCUCGACGUGAUAAACUACUACCCGGUUCCAAGCGAGGUGGUGACCCAUCUGCUAGGAAAAAGUUGCCUGAAGUGAGGGUAGCGAGCGUGGGCUUCUCGCCUGCUGGCACCUCAUUCUGUGCUGCAUCAACUGAAGGCCUUCUCAUCUAUAGCGUGGACAAUGAACUCCAAUUCGACCCAUUCGAUCUCAAUAUGGAAAUCACGCCUGCAUCCACUCUUGCUGUCCUCGAGAAUGAAAAGGACUACCUUAAGGCUCUAGUUAUGGCAUUCCGUCUCAACGAAGCAAGCCUCAUCAAGAGAGUAUUCCAAUCGGUUCCACAUAUGGAUAUCCCAUUAAUAGUGGAACACUUCCCUACUGUAUAUGUUGGAAGGCUUUUACGAUUCGUCGCUGCUCAGACCGAGGAAUCUCCCCACAUUGAAUUUUGUCUAUUAUGGAUUAAAUCUUUGGUAGAUAAGCACGGUUCCUGGCUUACGGCAAACCGUGGCAAAGUCGACGUGGAGCUGCGGGUUGUUGCAAGAGCAAUUACGAGAAUGCGGAAUGAGAUCAAGCGACUAGCCGACGAAAACGUAUACAUGGUAGAUUACCUACUUGGGCAAGCUAGCACGAAGAAGCCGGAUACAAACGACCAAGGUCUAAUCACGGAUGAAGGUGAUACUGCCGUUAAAUUACUUGCAACAACAGAUUUACAAGAUCUGAAAGACCAAAUGCGCGCUGAAGAUGGAGCAGACGAUAUUGCAUUUUCCGAAACUGGGUGGGUGGGCCCAGACUGAUGGGCGCUGCCGUUGCAUAAGAGAAAACAACUCGCAAGAGACCUUCGCAUGCGGCUCAAAAGGGGGGGGGCGGACACCAGGCGGUCAGUCGGUUGAGCUGGCUUUGCACCUACACCUUCGAUCCUCAAGAGGAAAGAGGUAUGGCCCAUCUUACAACUCAGGCAAUAAGUUGUUCAGGGCAGUAGCUGGGGGUGUCCAGGAAAAGAUGCAAGAAGCUGUUCUAGAUACCCCUUAAAUAGCAUCGGUGGUCUUAUGUAAGAUAAUAUCGGACAUAAUUGAGUGUACCCAUGGCCUAUAUAAACUCACUUAACGUCAUGAGGGCAUUCGCUGCAUCAUGGUACUUGAUUAUUUUAUAAGCCAAUAUACAUCGUUAUAAUGA
Molecule: messenger RNA, 3260 nt
Organism: Hypoxylon fragiforme
Lineage: Eukaryota; Fungi; Ascomycota; Sordariomycetes; Xylariales; Hypoxylaceae
Product: WD40-repeat-containing domain protein
Exons: 3
Coding region: 143-2881 (912 amino acids)
Biological process (GO): maturation of SSU-rRNA from tricistronic rRNA transcript (SSU-rRNA, 5.8S rRNA, LSU-rRNA); ribosomal small subunit assembly
Cellular component (GO): Pwp2p-containing subcomplex of 90S preribosome; small-subunit processome
Molecular function (GO): protein binding
Source: RefSeq, a predicted model, not a curated record